Molecule: messenger RNA, 1968 nt
Organism: Trichogramma pretiosum
Lineage: Eukaryota; Metazoa; Arthropoda; Insecta; Hymenoptera; Trichogrammatidae
Exons: 5
Coding region: 71-1384 (437 amino acids)
Biological process (GO): lipid transport
Molecular function (GO): lipid carrier activity
Source: RefSeq, a predicted model, not a curated record
CUCAUCAUCGAUCGGCGAGAUCGCGAGAGCGAGCUGCCUGCAGUUGGCAAGCUGAUCGUCGUCCCGAGAGAUGAUUGUCAUUCUCGUGCCGUUCUUUUUGGCGGCGCAACUGCGGGAGGCCGGCUGGCCCCAGGGCGCCGGCGAGGCGCUCUACCGGUUCAGCGUCAACGCCACGGUCCUCGACGCGGCCGCGGCAGCCACCGGAUCCUAUCGUCAUUCAUCGUCGCGCCAGCACGACAAUGGCCCGACGGUGGACCGGUCGACUCGCUUCGAUCUGAGCUCGCAGCUGCGCUGUCGAUUUCGCGGGCCCGCCUCGCUCGUCUGCCGCAUGUGCGACACUCGGGCCGUGAGCUUCGCCUCCAAGGACCUGAAUCCGGCCUCGCAAGCCUGCCCGAUGCCCGACACCCUGCAGCAUCACGCCGAGUACCAGAUCGCCGAGGAGGCGUUCGAGAUCAGUUUCGCGCAUCAGGGCGUGGCCAAGAUUCUCGUGAAUCGCACCGUGUCGCCGCACGACCUCAACAUCAUCCGAGCGCUGGUGAAUCAGUUCAACGUGGGGGCCAACAUAGCCAAGCGGCGAGAGAGCGAGUUCCAUCAGAUGGAGAAGUCGCUGAUCGGCAAGUGCGACACCAUGUUUCGCGUUGUCAAAAAUACCAGCAGCAGCAGCAACGCUGUUGAUACUGGUCGCGUGUCGACAGUAGCGCAGCAAUACGAGAUGCCACGCAGAGGAGCCAACGCGAACUGCUCGAUCACUUGUAAAGACAAGCAACAGCAGCAGCAGCUCAACGGCGGCGGCAGAGUUUCAGCGUCAGCGGGCAAAGCAUCCAGUGCUACAGCUACUGACGAUGGCGGUGGCAACGGGCCGUGGCUCGACGAAGACUACAAGCUCAGCGGCUUGGAGAGCCUCGGCCGACGCAAGGGCGAGACUCUGAGGCUGGAGAAGUGGCGCAACGUACACAAGUGCAGCCUCAGGGCCGAUUAUUUCUUUGGCAGUCGCGAGAAUCUACGCAUGGAUCCGUCCGACUUUGAGGCGCGCAUCGUCGCCUCCGAGAGUACGAUCCACGUGUCGGACACGAACUUCGCCUCGUACACGGCCAACGAGGUGCACAUCAAGCGCCAGCGCGGCGACGACCUCGUCAUCUACGAGCGCUACGCCCUGCAGCUGGCCUCGAUCGACGCCACGACCAACGUGGCGAGGCGGCCGCCCUUCGGCGUCGCCGAUCCGGCCUCGGCGAGCGUCUACGCUUACCAGUACAUCGACGACGAGGACGAGGAGUCGCUGGAACUGCAGGCGCCCCAACCGACGACGCAAAAACCACAGCAGCAGCAGCACAAUAAACGUUCUCGUGCCACGCGAAGGUCCAAAUACUCGGCGACUCGCGCGUAAUUACCCCCUCGUCGUGUACAGCGAUUCUUUGCAGUUUUUCUCUUUCUUUUUUUUUACUCUCAGGAAAAGAGCCAUUAUUACGUGUAUGGAAGCCAGAUGCAAAUGAAAUGUCUUCAUUCGAGGAAAAAAUUGCGGGGCUAGUUUAUCGAUCCGCGCAGGUGUACUCGCGGGUUAGAUCGUAUCGCUCUCGAGUUCCGACCCACUAUGAGUAACAAAAAAAAUUAAAAAAAGGAAGAAGAAGGAGAUCUUGCAAACCAGUGCGAAGUUAGUUUUUAUUACCCGCAAGCUGCAAAUGUUAUUGUUUUAUUUUUGUAUCGAUCGCUCGAGUAAACAAAUGAAAUAAAUCUACUCCGCCUUUGAACCAAAAAAAAAAAAUACGAAACAGAAAUGUUUAAACUAGCUACAGAGUAUUUAGAAUCGUACGAGGUAUAAAAAGAUAUUUAUUGAUUACACAUCUCUGGCAGUGGAGAAUCGCAAUGUUUAUAAUAUAUAAAAGAGAGGCUGAACGAUUUUUUUUUCUUUUUGCCUGGAUACGAGUUACGAGUAAGGAUGUAAAUAAUUAUUGUAAUAACGAUCACAUUGUA